Messenger RNA from Pomacea canaliculata, 3426 nucleotides. Its product is annotated as death-associated inhibitor of apoptosis 2-like. The transcript has 3 exons. The record is from RefSeq and is a predicted model, not a curated record. Bases 404 to 1186 code for a protein of 260 amino acids. Gene Ontology annotation, molecular function: ubiquitin-protein transferase activity. Lineage: Eukaryota; Metazoa; Mollusca; Gastropoda; Architaenioglossa; Ampullariidae.
UUGAGAGUAAAAUCGGGAAAAUCUCAAAAGCUAAUAACGGAGAUUUCGCAAUGGUCACGUGAGUCAUAGUGUCAGCACCUUUUGAAGCAUCUAUAUAAUGACGGUCACUACUACUGCGCUGGAAAUGGUGUAGGCAACUUGAAAGCUGUACAUGAGACUAUUUUGUCUCGUUUUUCGUGAAGAAGAUGUCUAGGACACCGACAGACAACGAGAAACGAAACGAAAAUACCUCACCUGUCUUUUAUCAAUUUUCAGUCACCGAGGUUACAGGCUUCAAAUUCACAGAGCAUGUGCCCUGGAGACGUACAAAGACUGAGCAUGCAUGACUUGGCGCACUGUGGAACAAUUCAGCAAUUAUCUCAGCAUCUAGGCAGAGACCCAAACCCUCGCUGCUUGCCUCCUGAUGGAAACCCUCGACCGUUCGUUCGUCCUGAACCUUCCAGCCGUGCAGGCCGUCCUACAGCUGGAGUCCACUCUUCAAGAAUCUCGCGUACUGAACGCGGUGGCUAAAGUUCUUAAGAGUCUGGCCCAACCCACCCACCAGGACUCCAGACCACCAGCUCCACCAGCAGCAGCAGCAGCUGAAUGCUUCAUCACUUCUGGUGUCAACGCUUGGGCAGCUCAGAAUCUUCGUGCUAAGGCGAUCCUGGAAGAGCUGGAGGUUUUAGGAGAGGAAGACAGCGAAACUGUAGGCUUUGCUUUUGUCGAUGCUGGAACAAAAAGGGACUCAGGAGACACUUUCUCUGGUCCUGGAUCAACCUCUGCGGCAAGAAAAGAUCCCCAGGCUGAUGUGGUGUCAGAGGACAGCGCAAGCACCGUGUCAUCGUCCUCAUCGUCGACUGUUGCAAGUAAAUGCGGUAACGCAGACAUUUGCGUCGACGGCGAGGAGAUAGGACCGAGGGGCACGAACCCGGUGGGCCAGAACACCAAGAAUAGGGAUUUCACUGACCACGGCGACCGCAAGGCGGAGGCACUGUUGCUGAGGAAGAGAAUGGAAGCGGCGCGACGCGAAAACGAGCGGCUGAAGGCGCGGCAAAUAUGCCGCGUGUGCAAGGAGCGGCCAGUGGAGUUGACCCUGCUGCCCUGCGGUCACUUCCUGCUGUGCGCGACUUGCGGGUCAACGCUGUCCUCGUGUCCAGCUUGCGCCACCACCAUUCUUGCUGACGUCAAGACUAUCGUCUCGUAAAAAUGUUCCAAGAUACUUUCUCUACUCAACUAGAGUUUUCUGUGUAAAUCUUGCCUCAAGCAACUUUCUUUUAAAUGUUGCUUUGCUGACUGGAAAAAAAGUUAGCGAGCAUGUCAAUCAUUUAAUAAGCUCCAAAAACAAACAGAAUCAUUGUUUAAAAAAAAAAAAAAAGCUGUGACUCGCUAUUCAUGGAGAAAUGCUUCGAUCUGCUUAAAUUGUAUUUGCUUUUCUAUUUUACAUUUUUGCUUACAUUUUCCCUGGUUCACCGUGCUGUACCAUCUACAUCCAUUAAGCUACCUUAAGAGUAAAGAUACCGCAGCAUACAUCAUCUUUACUAACAACACAGUGAACAGCAGCAUACCCCCAACCACCCAAACUAAGAGUCACAUGAUUGAAGCACACACCACGAAAUCACUAGUGACAGAAGGCAUCCUCUCGGUCAUUAUCGGCAAUGUUACAUCAGAGCUCAUGUUGAGAAACCCGAGCUGAAGUUAUACUUGCUGCUGACCGGAGCAAGGGGGGAGGUGAGAGAUAGCGUCUGACACCUGGCGAUGGGGGUUUGUGGGAGGGAGGAGAGAAGCGGUGCUGGGCUCUCAAGUCCGAGAAUCAUAGAAGGCAUCAGUCAAAGUAGUCUCUCUUGACACUCACUAUGCCUUUCUAUUUUCAAAUUAAAUUGAAAGACAUUGCAAACAAAAUUUGUUUUUACAAGAAUAUCAACAUUUUUACGGCCAUUGCCUAUUUGCUCUGUUAAUGUGCUACUUUUUUAUUUGUAGUGCUAUCUUUAGACAGAUAAACAGUAUUGUUAUCUUUUUUUCACGUUUAAGUUAUGUUAUACACCGUGCUAAUUAUCUUGAAUUUGUGAUUAUACAAUACUCAGUAACUGCUGUGCAUGAUUUCAUGUAUAAGCUACAAACCCUCACAUUAAAUGAUGUGUAAGCCUGGAUUUUAUUUAUUGUAUUCUGUGCAUAGCUUAUGUCUUUCAAACUUGAUUGUUUUGAAGAAGCAGAGGCAAUGUAAGACUAUCCAGACUGUCUACUUUACAGUGGCUGCAAAUUAGAGUGUUUAGAAAACAUCAUUUCUGUGUUGUUUUUCCUACUAAUUUAUACUUUUAAGUACUUUACUUAUCUCCCUUUGGUAUGCUUUGUGUUGUCUACUCACAAACUUGUACACGUCGGUGGUUCUACCCAAUGCUACAAUGGCUGGAUCUUGUAUUUUACUGAGAUAUUAAGUACACCAUAUUAUGAAGAUCUUAUUUCAAUUUGGACACCUUAUACCAGGGGUGGGCAAUUAAUUUUCCCAAGGGGCCGCAUGAGAAACUGGGAUGGUUCUAGAGGGCCGGACUAUCAUAGUUAACUCAGUGUUACCCAAUACUGUAUAUGUUAAGGUGACCAGACAUCCCGCUUUAGGCAGGACAGUCCCGCUUUUGACCCUAUUAUGAAAUAUUUUUCCUUUCCCAGAUGACCAUUGCAGAUUUUGCUACAGAAAAAAAGUAGCUGACAUUAAGGUAAUUUGCGUUUGAAAUUGGACAACUCCCUCUGAUCAUGGGGGCAGUAUGGUGGCACAACAGUUAGCACUUGUUACCAAUACAUUGAUAGAAGGUUGGCUGUCUUAGGUUGGCUGUCCUUGCUCUCAUUUUGGGCAUGCUGUUCUUUCUCUGUAUGUGGCAUCUGUUUAGAGGACUUGCCAUUGCCAUGGCUUGCCUUGCCAUUAUACCGCCUUAGUUGCUGGCUCAGCAUAAAACACCAAUUUCACCCCACCCCUCUGAUCAUAGAGUUGAUUGUUGUUUGGGUUUUUGUUUAAACAAAAAAAAUGAAAGUGAAAUUUUUCAGUUGAUUUGAGCCUGGUGGUAGUCCAUAUUUUAUUUUAUUUGUUUUUGGCAUUAACUUUAGAAGGAUAGAAAAGACUGGUGACAAGUCUUAUGGCAUCCAUUUCAGUGUGCAUGGAUUUUAUACUGUUUAAAGCUGCAAAAUUUCAGUGUCCAUGAGAUGUUAUUUUUUUAAAACAACCUUUUUUUAACACUGAUAAAUUGUUUCAUAAGCAUUUACUGAAAGAGAGGUUAAAAAAAGGAAAUUUUGAUUGAUGAUUGUUUUUGAGACUUGUAGUCUGUCUUUUUUUAAUGAAUAUUUCUCCUUUUCUUUUUUUUACAAUUAUAACAUACAAAUAUGCAUGGCCUGUAUCUAGUCUAUUCAAGUCCACUUUUUUUUUUACUUUUUCAUAGCAAUAAAGACUGUCAAAUGCUG